Zalophus californianus (California sea lion) is the source of this 1515-nucleotide messenger RNA. RefSeq names its product proteasome 26S subunit, ATPase 5 (gene PSMC5). The transcript has 12 exons. Gene Ontology annotation, molecular function: ATP hydrolysis activity; proteasome-activating activity; ATP binding. Gene Ontology annotation, cellular component: proteasome regulatory particle, base subcomplex. Gene Ontology annotation, biological process: proteasome-mediated ubiquitin-dependent protein catabolic process. NCBI's taxonomy places the organism in Eukaryota, Metazoa, Chordata, Mammalia, Carnivora, Otariidae. The coding region runs from base 173 to 1369 and encodes 398 amino acids. The record is from RefSeq and is a predicted model, not a curated record.
AGGGGAGCGAUGGGAGCGGGAACCGGCCCGUCCGCGAGUCGCGGGAGGUAGGGCCCCGUUCCUAAUGGUGGCUCCACCUCGAGUAAUGAUACCUCGGGUUUUUACAGCGCUUGACUCGUUACAAAGCGCUCCCGUGUAUAUUGUCUUUUGAUUCUCCUGAAAGUCUUAGGAGAUGGAGCUGGAAGAGGGGAAGGCAGGCAGUGGACUCCGCCAGUAUUAUCUGUCCAAGAUUGAAGAACUCCAGCUGAUUGUAAAUGAUAAGAGCCAAAAUCUCCGGAGGCUGCAGGCACAGAGGAAUGAGCUUAAUGCAAAAGUUCGCCUACUGCGGGAAGAGCUACAGCUGCUGCAGGAACAGGGCUCCUAUGUGGGGGAAGUAGUCCGGGCCAUGGACAAGAAAAAAGUGUUGGUUAAGGUGCAUCCUGAAGGCAAGUUUGUCGUAGAUGUGGACAAGAACAUCGACAUCAACGACGUGACACCCAAUUGCCGGGUGGCUCUUAGAAACGACAGCUACACUCUGCACAAGAUCUUGCCCAACAAGGUAGACCCACUAGUGUCACUGAUGAUGGUGGAGAAGGUGCCAGAUUCAACCUAUGAGAUGAUCGGUGGACUGGACAAGCAGAUUAAGGAGAUCAAAGAAGUGAUCGAGCUGCCUGUCAAGCAUCCUGAGCUCUUUGAAGCGCUGGGCAUUGCGCAGCCCAAGGGGGUGCUGCUAUAUGGACCCCCAGGCACUGGGAAGACACUGUUGGCCCGGGCUGUGGCUCAUCACACAGACUGCACCUUUAUUCGUGUCUCCGGCUCUGAAUUGGUACAGAAAUUCAUUGGGGAAGGGGCAAGAAUGGUGAGGGAGCUGUUUGUCAUGGCACGAGAACACGCUCCAUCUAUCAUCUUCAUGGAUGAAAUUGACUCCAUUGGCUCCUCACGGCUGGAGGGGGGUUCUGGAGGGGACAGUGAGGUGCAGCGGACAAUGCUGGAGCUGCUCAACCAGCUGGAUGGCUUUGAGGCCACCAAGAAUAUCAAGGUUAUCAUGGCUACUAAUAGGAUUGACAUCCUGGACUCUGCGCUGCUUCGCCCCGGGCGCAUUGACAGAAAAAUUGAAUUCCCACCCCCCAAUGAGGAGGCCCGGCUGGACAUUCUGAAGAUUCAUUCUCGGAAAAUGAACCUGACCCGGGGGAUCAACCUGCGGAAAAUUGCCGAGCUCAUGCCUGGGGCAUCCGGUGCCGAAGUGAAGGGGGUGUGCACUGAAGCUGGCAUGUACGCCCUGCGGGAACGGCGUGUCCACGUCACCCAGGAGGACUUCGAGAUGGCCGUAGCCAAGGUCAUGCAGAAGGAUAGUGAGAAAAACAUGUCUAUCAAGAAGCUUUGGAAGUGAGGUGCUUGUCUUUUGUGUGGAUCCCUCAAAUAAAGCUCUGCAGGACAAGCCCUGAAGGACUUUAGUCUGUUACUGCGUGGCCACACUGUUGAAUGACCAGGUCCGGGUACCACCAAUAAACAAGGAUUUAUUUGGAAAUUCCCAAA